AUGCAGACUACAGAUAUCGUUGAGCUGCUCUCAGACAGCAGCAGAGGAGCUGGAGGAAACUACACUGUCAGUUCUGCUGCUCUAAAUCACACAGGAGUUUAUGUGUGCAGAGCAGAGAGAGGAAUACCAGCCUAUAACACAAUCACCAGCAACAAACAGUUAAUAUGUGUCACUGCUGGUGUGAUUCUGGAGAGUGCUGUUCAUCCUGUGACUGAAGGAGAAACUCUGACUCUACGCUGUUUAGAUCAAAAUACAUCCUCACCAAAGCUCAGAGCUGAUUUCUAUAAAGAUGGGUCACUCAUCCAGAAUCAAACUACAGAGAUGAUCAUCUCUACUGUCUCAAAGUCAGACGAGGGUUUCUACUCCUGCAAACUCCCAGAGAGAGGAGAGUCACCCAAGAGCUGGAUCUCAGUCACAGUUUCUUCCAGAAGAUCAGGAUUUGAUGAUCUCAGUCCAGUUGGAGUUACUGCUGGACUCAUAUUUUUCAUCAUUGUCUUCUUUGUCUUUCUGUGGCGUUACAGAAACAACAAAGGUGGAAGAUCUGAGUCUCUCUCUCGUGUCAGUCAACAGCAGAACAGCAGUCAGACAUCAGAGCAGAACCAGAGUGAAGCGGGAAAUAUAACACUCAUGUCUGACAUUGUAAGUGGAACUACAGACGUCACCUAUGCUGAAAUCGAACUCAAACCUACAGAGAAACAGAAAGAAAACAAAGGUAAAACCAGUGAAAGUUCUGACACUGUUUACUCUAAACUGAACCUGGAAACCCAUCAAGAUGCUGGAUCUAGUGAUGUGACAUAUGCUCAGAUUAAAUAAAUGGCUGGAGGAGAAACAUUCAAACCCAGGACGCUGAUGAGUGUAGGCUGAGAAGGGCAGGAGAAUGACCAGGAUUUAAGUAUUUCACAUCAAUGAUUAUUUAACCCUAACCUAACCACUUGGGUGGUGCUGCAGUGUAACUAGCAUGUAAUUUACUCAUUAACUGGGAGAGAAAGUUUUGUGUGUGUGUGUGUGAAAAUUUUAGUUUCUCUUUUGUUCUUCUUGAUGUUUUUUUUUUUUUUUUGUAGUAGGGUUUUCAUGGUCAUGGGAACUUCAGGAAUUUUUUAAAUUGUGCUUUCCAAGUGUGGACAAAUUAAGGACAUUUUCUAAAAUUGUGUUAUAAAUACAGUCGUGCCCAAAAAUAUUGGUAAAUA
This is a messenger RNA of Carassius auratus (goldfish), 1187 nucleotides long. RefSeq lists its product as uncharacterized. Gene Ontology annotation, molecular function: transmembrane signaling receptor activity. Gene Ontology annotation, cellular component: external side of plasma membrane. The record is from RefSeq and is a predicted model, not a curated record. Lineage: Eukaryota; Metazoa; Chordata; Actinopteri; Cypriniformes; Cyprinidae. Gene Ontology annotation, biological process: cell surface receptor signaling pathway; immune response. The coding region runs from base 1 to 813 and encodes 270 amino acids. The transcript has 7 exons.